Entrophospora candida is the source of this 336-nucleotide messenger RNA. The record is from the annotation of a GenBank genome assembly. NCBI's taxonomy places the organism in Eukaryota, Fungi, Glomeromycota, Glomeromycetes, Entrophosporales, Entrophosporaceae.
AUGCUAGAAGUUGCAGGUUCUUCUGACGUUGAUGAUCCAGAUAAACAUAAUUAUGACGAGUUGAAGUUAUCACACAAUUUAUUAGAAUCCUUUAAUUUCAUUUUUGGGAAAGAAAAAUACCUUGGCAAGCCUGUACCAGAUAAUUUAGUUUUAAUUGGUUUAUUGUCUAAGAAUAAUGAAUUGGUGUUUAAAGGAAUGAUGAGAAUUGAUGAUUUUUUGAUCCAAAAACAAUUAUUUGUGGCUGAGGUUCCAAAUGAUUUCUUAUUUUCUUUUGAGGAAAUGAGAAAUCUAUUAACAAAGAUGCUGACUGUAUCGAAUGUGGUACAAAAAGACUGA